Messenger RNA from Acaulospora morrowiae, 834 nucleotides. The record is from the annotation of a GenBank genome assembly. NCBI's taxonomy places the organism in Eukaryota, Fungi, Glomeromycota, Glomeromycetes, Diversisporales, Acaulosporaceae.
AUGAAUCGAAGAACACUAGUACUUUCUGGCCUCUUAUUGAUACUAUUAACGUCGCUUUAUAUAAGUUUUUUGUUUCAAACUGUGCCCGGAUUAUUAUUAUCAUAUUCGAACGAACAUAGAUCUAGUUCUUCGAACACGACUUCAAACGAACAUGGCUCUAAUUCUUCGAACACGACUUCAAACGAACAUGGCUCUAAUUCUUCGAACACGAUUUCAAACACAGCUCCAAAAAAUUAUAACAAAACCCUUGGCUUCGAAAACAUUUAUGUUAUUAAUCUUGCUCAUCGACGAGACAGACAUUUCAAGAUGGGGGGCAUAGAGGAUGUCCUUGAAUUGAAUUUCGAAUUUUUUCCGGCCGUUAGCACUAAUGACAGCGAGAUUCUCGAUAAAUAUGAUUUCGAUAUUGCACCCAACCAUAAAUCAUGCUACGUUAGUCAUUAUAGAGUCUACGAAUCGAUUGUCCAUUGGGAAAUGUUAUAUAUUGGACAUUGCUCUUGGGAAAGAGGCGGCAAAUUUAUAGGUGAUGCCGGGAGUUUUCAACUGUAUGAAUCCACAUAUCCAGUUUGCACACAUGCUUACGCAGUUUCUCUCUCCGGCGCUAAAAAGUUAUUAAAUGAACUUCUUAAUCCAUCGUUACCAGUUGAUUUGGAAAUAGUUAAUAAGAUUAAACAAGGAAAUAUCAAAUCAUAUAGUCUUGAACCAUCGGCCAUCGUUCAAUGGAAAUCAAAGGAUAAUCCUUCCGACGUUUCUCCUGGAGCCAAACAAUGGACCUAUCCUCUAAAGAAAUCCACCCUGCAUUACCUUGGGUUUCAUGAAAUUAAAGAUCAAGAUUAA